Messenger RNA from Pezoporus occidentalis (night parrot), 814 nucleotides. Its product is annotated as neuralized-like protein 4. Gene Ontology annotation, molecular function: ubiquitin protein ligase activity. The record is from RefSeq and is a predicted model, not a curated record. Lineage: Eukaryota; Metazoa; Chordata; Aves; Psittaciformes; Psittacidae. The transcript has 6 exons. The annotation marks the transcript as partial.
GCCGGGGACACGGUGGGGGUGCUGCGCCGGCAGGAUGGGACCCUCCACUUCUUCGUCAAUGGGGCGGCCCAAGGCCCCGCCGCAUGGAACGUGCCCCCCAACGUCUACGCCGUCGUCGACCUCUAUGGGCAAGCGGCGCAGGCCACCAUUGUGGAGGAGGGGGAGACCCCCUUGUGCCCCCCAUCUCCUUGCCCCCCGGCGGCUGGGGCCGGGUCCUCCCCUCCAGCAGGGGGCGCCGCGGGGGAGCUGCGCUUCCACCGGCGGCACGGCGCCAACGCGCUGCUCACCAACGGCGGGCGCACGGCGCUGCGCCAGAACUGCCGCGCCGAGUUCAACGACGCCAUCGUCGUCUCCAACCGGGCGCUGCGGGAUGGGGAGCUCUUUGAGAUCGUCAUCCAGAAGAUGGUGGAUCGAUGGUCGGGCUCCAUCGAGGCCGGGGUCACCGCCAUCCGCCCGGAGGACCUGGAGUUCCCCAACACCAUGACAGACAUUGACUACGACACCUGGAUGCUGAGCGGGACGGCGGUGAUGCAGGACGGGAACACGCUGCGGAACAACUACGGCUGCGACCUGGACGCGCUGGGCACGGGGUCCCGCAUCGGGAUGAUGAGGACGGCGAGGGGGGAUCUGCGUUACUUCAUCGAUGGGGCUGACCAGGGGGUGGCGUGCUCGGGGCUGCCCCAUGAGGUCUACGCCGUGGUGGAUCUCUAUGGGCAGUGCGUGCAGGUGUCCCUCACCGGGGCCUCGGGCCCCACAGACAACAGCCUGACCCCCAACUCCGCCCCCGACAAGGCCUGCGCCCUCCCCUCGCCAG